This is a messenger RNA of Telopea speciosissima, 2257 nucleotides long. RefSeq names its product probable cytochrome P450 313a2. The record is from RefSeq and is a predicted model, not a curated record. Lineage: Eukaryota; Viridiplantae; Streptophyta; Magnoliopsida; Proteales; Proteaceae. Gene Ontology annotation, molecular function: monooxygenase activity; iron ion binding; oxidoreductase activity, acting on paired donors, with incorporation or reduction of molecular oxygen. The transcript has 7 exons. The coding region runs from base 97 to 1857 and encodes 586 amino acids.
UUCUAUAUUCCUAAACUGGUACUUCAAGAAGACAACUAGGGUUUCCAUUUAUGAUGUGUGAACAAUUGCACUUGGAGAUCUUGUUAUGCUUGUUGGAUGGUGACAAAAAUGGAACCCUGUGAAGCUCCCCACACUCUUCUUGGUUUUUUGUUGCACAAAGAUCAACCAGGAUCCAGGAUUUGCAGGGCUGAAGAGGAUUUUCACUUUUUCAGAGACUAUGCUAUUAGAGAAAUCAAUGUUUUGUUAUGGGUAUCUCUCAUCUUGAUCACUGGUCUUCUUCUCAGAAAAGUUGCCAGGUUAUUGAGGUUAUGGGCGAAAGGGAGGAAGAUCCCUGGUCCCCCUUGUUCAUCAUUUUAUGGUCACGUCAAGCUGAUCUCUGGAGGCAAAUCGGGAGAAACACUUACAGAAUUUCUGUCAAAGUCACAUGAGCAAUAUGGAUCAAUUGUCAAGCUGUGGUUGGGUCCUACCCAACUUCUCGUGUCCAUAAAAGAUCUAUCGAUUAUCAAGGAAAUGCUGGUGAAGGCUGAAGAUAGAUUGCCAUUAACAGGAAGGGUAUUCCGUCUGGCUUUUGGCUAUUCGAGCCUCUUUGUUCCUUCAUUUGAGAAGGUAAGAAAGAGAAGGGAGUCGUUGGCAAUACAGUUGAAUGGGAGACUGAUUGAGAGAGCAAAUGCAAUUCCCUCCAAGGUUGUGGAUUAUGUCAUGGAAAGAAUUCAUUCUUUAAUGUCCAAAGGAGUUCAUGACUGUAGAUCUGUUUCCCAACAUAUGGCUUUUUCCAUCCUUGGAGCCACACUCCUUGGAGAUGGAUUCUUGAGUUGGUCUAAUGCUACUGUUUAUGAAGAGCUUCUUAUGAUGAUUGCUAAAGAUGCUUCCCUCUGGGCAUCAUAUAAAGUUACCCCACUCUGGAAAAGAGGAUUUUGGAGAUACCAGGUUUUGUGCAAAAGGUUGAAAUGCUUAACACAAGAUUUUAUUCGACAGUGCAGACAAAAUUGUAAGUUGUUCAGUCAAAUGGAUGAGAAUACCCACAGUGAAACUACAACUGUCGGGAGGGACACUGCAUGUGGAGUUUUUUGUGCUGGUUUUGAUAUGGAAGAUGACUUGCUCUUAGAUGAGUUCAAUGGCCAUCAUGAUGCAAGAGAAGAACCAUGUGGGAAUAUUAUGGGUGUGAUGUUCCAUGGAUGCUUGACAACUGCAGGCUUGAUUGGUGACAUUUUGACCAGGCUUGUGAUGCAUCCAGAAAUACAGGAAAAGAUUUACUCGGAGAUUGUUAAGGUGUGGAAAAGAUCGUCUAAGUUGGAGCUAGAGGAUAUUUAUAAGAUGCAAUUUUUGUUGGCAACUGUCUAUGAAUCUGCUCGUCUUCUACCAGGGCCUUUGCUUCAACGGUGUUCUCUGAAGCAUGACUUGAAUCUUCAAGAAGGCAUUACUGUACCAGCUGGAGCAAUUAUGGUGGUCCCCGUACAGUUGGUGCAGAUGGAUGGAUCCCAUUGGGGGAGUGAUGCAAACCAGUUCAAUCCAUAUCGGUUCUUAUCAAAGGCUGAACAGGGAUCUGAUUCAGUGCCUCUUUCUCCUCUUUCUCCAUUUGCAGGUGUUGGAGAGAAACUUAAUGCAGCAGAUGUGCCAUUUGUAUUAAAUGACCCAAAUGCAAAUGCAGCAUUUCUUCCUUUUGGUUCUGGGACACGAGCCUGUGUUGGACAGAAAAUUGCAAUACUAGGAAUUACGACAUUAUUCGCAUCUUUGCUUAAACAGUAUGAGAUAAAACUUCAUCCAGGUUCAGAGAAUGAUCCAAAGCCAACGAUGAAAAACUGUGUUCUUCAGCCUCUUCCAAGUCCUAAGAUUAUCUUUGUAAGAAGGAAUGACUGAAAAGUGAAGACCAAGGACUUGUAUGGAUACAGAGUUAUUACUUGGAUUUUGGUUUUUUACUGGUUAUAGUGCCAGGAUAUGGAUCGGAGAGGUAUUUCCUUCUCUUUCGUUUUAGUGCCCAAAGAGUGAGGAUCUCUUAUCUCUGUGUUUAAUAAUUGUGUUUUUCCUUCCUGUUUUUAUUGGCUCCUGUGUGGUUUACUAUUAGAAUUGCAAUACUUUUGACACAUUUGGGAGCUGUUAUUACAGAGGAGCUGUCUUUAUGGGUUUUUUCCCCCUUCUUUCUUUUUGGAAGGUAUGUUGUUUGUGUUGUAUUUUGUAUGUUUUUUUCUCCUUUGGGAGUUUAUGUAAUUUUGUGAUUUCAUAUAAAUAAUGAAAACACAAGUAUUUUACAUUAACAAAA